AUGGCGUCGCAUCCUAUGUCGCUGCGAGACCGUCAGGUCGCCUCUAUCCAGAAGAUCCUCAACCUGAAUCACGAUACGAGUUCCGCGGAGGACGGCUCCCAUGAUCCCGCCGGUCAGGGUCUCAUCUCACACUCGACCCCGAUCUUGAACGAGGAUGGAGAUCCGAUCUGGAAGGUGUUGGUGUUCGAUAACAUGGGCCGGGACGUCAUCAGCAGCGUGCUUCGUGUCAAUGAUCUGAGGUCGUGGGGGGUGACGAUCCAUCUCAACAUCAAUUCCACUCGAUACCCAAUCCCCGACGUCCCCGUUGUCUACCUCCUCGAACCUACUCCGGCCAACAUCCAGGCGAUUACAAGAGAUCUGUCCCACGGACUGUACACCCCCGCUUACGUGAACUUCCUAUCCUCCGUGCCUCGGCCCCUUCUAGAAGACUUCGCCUCGGAGAUCGUAACAUCUGGUGCGUCGGAGCAUAUUGCACAGGUGUUUGAUCAAUACUUGAACUUCAUCGUCGCCGAGCCCGACCUAUUCAGUCUUGGUCUGGGCAAGGAUGCCUAUUGGAAGAUCAACAGCGCGCAAACAAGCGAUGAGGACCUAGAUAACAUUGUGGACAAGAUCGUCAGUGGCUUGUUCAGUGUCAGCGUCACUAUGGGCGCAAUCCCAAUCAUACGGUGUCCCAAAGGUGGUGCUGCGGAACUAAUCGCAACCAAACUCGACCGGAAACUACGAGAUCACAUUCUGAAUUCCAAGGAUAACCUGUUCUCCAACAAGAAGUCCUCACCUGGCGUCCCUUCCUCUCGACCGGUUUUGAUCAUUGUCGACCGCAAUGUGGAUCUAGUCCCGAUGUUGUCGCACUCCUGGACAUACCAAUCCUUGGUUCAAGAUGUUCUUCAGAUGCGUCUGAACCGGAUCACGGUAGAAACCGCGGCGGACGAAUCGAACCCAGCACGCGGCGCCACGAAAAAAGCAUAUGAUCUCAACAGCAACGACUUCUUCUGGAAACGGAACGCCGGUGCUCCAUUCCCUCAGGUGGCGGAAGACAUCGAUGCCGAACUCACGCGGUACAAGGAAGAUGCAAACGAGAUUACCAAGAAGACCGGCGCUUCUUCGAUCGAGGAUUUGCAGAACGACACGAGCGCAUCGGCGCAGCACCUCAAGGCCGCCAUCACCCUUCUGCCGGAGCUGCGAGAGCGCAAGGCCAUUCUGGAUAUGCACAUGAACAUCGCCACGGCGCUCCUCAAGGGCAUCAAGGACCGCCAACUCGAUAACUUCUUCGAGCUGGAAGAGAACAUCACCAAGCAGACCAAGGCCCAGAUCUUGGAAUUGAUCAAUGACCCCGCCAAGGGCAACGAGCCGUCGGACAAGCUCCGGCUUUUCCUCAUCUGGUUCCUCAGCACCGAGACCGAGCUGUCCCGUGGUGACAUGAGCCAAUUUGAGGAAGCUCUCACACGCACGGGUGUCAAGGACGUCAGCUCCCUUGCCUACGUCAAACAGGUGCGAGAAAUCACCCGCAUGACGAUGAUGACCACGGCCGCCCCCCAACAACAAUCGUCAGACAUCUUCCGUGGCUUCUCAUCGCUCUCCAACCGACUCACCGACCGCAUCACCUCCGGUGCCUUAGGCGCCAACUUCGACUCGCUCAUCUCCGGCGUCAAGAACUUCCUCCCCGCCAACAAGGACCUGACCCUCACCAAGAUUACCGAAUCCAUCAUGGACCCCACCGCCGCCUCUAGUUCCGCGAUCGCCAAGACCGAAAACUACCUUUACUUCGACCCCCGCAGCGCCAACGCCCGUGGCGCCAUGCCUCCUGCCUCCGCGUCCCGCAACGCCCCGUCUUCCGGAUCGAUGGGCGGCGCAGGUCCCGGCACCGGCGCCAGCUUCGGACAACGUCGUCAAGCCUUCAACGAAGCCAUCGUCUUCACCGUCGGCGGCGGCAGCAUGGACGAAUACGGUAACCUACAGGGCUGGGUGGCUCAGGGCAGUGGACAACCGGGUGGCGACGGCGCAGCAGCCGGAAACCGGCCGGCCGGCCCAACCAGCGGCCCUAGGCGUAGAGUCGUUUACGGCAGUACGGACUUGAUGAACGCCAACGAGUUCUUGGAAGAGUCUUUGGCUAAGCUGGGAAAGGAAAGCUAA
Molecule: messenger RNA, 2130 nt
Organism: Aspergillus melleus
Lineage: Eukaryota; Fungi; Ascomycota; Eurotiomycetes; Eurotiales; Aspergillaceae
Gene: sly1
Product: syntaxin-binding protein
Exons: 4
Coding region: 1-2130 (709 amino acids)
Biological process (GO): intracellular protein transport; endoplasmic reticulum to Golgi vesicle-mediated transport
Cellular component (GO): Golgi membrane; cytosol
Molecular function (GO): syntaxin binding
Source: RefSeq, a predicted model, not a curated record